This is a messenger RNA of Nelumbo nucifera (sacred lotus), 2855 nucleotides long. RefSeq names its product TORTIFOLIA1-like protein 4. Gene Ontology annotation, cellular component: microtubule. The record is from RefSeq and is a predicted model, not a curated record. Lineage: Eukaryota; Viridiplantae; Streptophyta; Magnoliopsida; Proteales; Nelumbonaceae. Gene Ontology annotation, molecular function: microtubule binding.
CUAUUCCCUCCCUCCUUCCCACGUCCUCCGUCUCUCCUCCCGAAAUAUAUAAGUUUAAAAGCAUCCAUCGUCUCUCGACUGACACACAGACAGAUUGACAGAGAGGAGAGAGAGAGAGAGAGAGAGCGAGAGCGAAACAGGAACGAACCCAUACAAGACACAACCGACCAACAUCUGAACUAACCGUCCAGAAGACGAAGAGGCCCACCGAUGUUGCCGGAUAUAUUGGCUGCACCACCGCUUUCAAUCUGAGCGGCUCGCCUAACCCUCCUCAAUGCCGGCAUUCGACAUGCAUUACUCCCCGUCUCCCGCAAUGUCUCAGCCUAAACGAUCCUCCCUGAGUCCACCCCAAAACGCUUCCAUUAGGGAUCUGAAGCAGCGAGUCAUUACCUGCCUCAACAAGCUCUCUGAUCGAGACACUCUCGCCAUCGCCACCUCCGAACUCGAAUCCAUCGCUCGGAAUCUCACUCACGAAUCAUUCUCCCCGUUCCUCACUUGCAUCUACGAUACUGAUUCCUCCGAGAAGACUCCUGUCCGUAAGCAAUGCGUCCGUCUCCUUGGCUUCCUUUCAGAGACACACGGUGACGCUCUCUCUCCUUUCUUAUCUAAAAUGCUCGCCAACAUAGUCCGCCGCCUCAGAGACCCCGAUUCAGCCGUCCGUUCGGCUUGCGUCGAUGCCGUCACGGCGAUGGCCUCACAGAUCACCAAGCCUCCCUUCUCUGUGUUCUUGAAGCCAUUGACGGAGGUUCUUUUUCUUGAGCAGGACUACAAUUGCCAGAUCGGUUCCGCGCUUUGCCUGGCCUCCGCGAUCGACGCUUCGCCUGAUCCUGAGCCAGCGCAACUGCAGAAACUUCUCCCAAGGCUCUUCAAGGUGCUUAAGAGUGAGUGCUUUAAGGCAAAACCGGCAUUGUUGUCGCUCAUUGGCAGCAUUGUUGGCGUCGGAGGUGCCUCCAGUCAUAAUAUUCUGUUAAAUUUGAUCCCUUGCGUGAUUGAUUUCUUAAGUAGUGAAGAUUGGGCUGCGAGGAAGUCUGCCGCGGAGACGCUUGUGAAGUUGGCUGUUGUGGAGAGGAAUUUGUUGUCUGAGUUCAAGUCUUCGUGUCUGACGUCCUUUGAGGCUCGGAGGUUCGAUAAGGUGAAGGCUGUUCGAGACACUAUGAACCGUAUGUUGGAAGCCUGGAAGGAUGUUCCUGGCCCUCCUGAUGAGGUCUCUCCGUCAUCCCAAUCCAAAUCUUCUUCAAGAGAGAAUGCCAGCGACGGGCGCUUCCCUCCUUGUUCUGGAAGUUCUGGUUCUUUGGGCUUUGAAACUCCACAAACGAGGAAGAAAACCAUCACGACAAGCAGGUCAUCCCCACCAUAUAGUUCAUCUGAAACUACUGCUAGAAAAAGGAGCCCUUUGAAGAUCACUGACAAUAAACCGGGUCCAGCCUUGUUUCGCAAACUGGAUUGUAAGAAGCCGGCUGAUUGGAAACUUGAGAUUGCUGUUCCUCACGCCCAGUCUUUUACUGUGUUAUGCGAUGAUGAUUCUAAGCACAGAGACGGGAGGAUUCUUGAAUCAGUGGAAAACGAGAGUAGGCCUGAAACAAAAAGAGCCCUCUUUAAUAAGAACUUAGAAGACAAGGGGUAUAGGUUUGGUGGGUUGAGAUCGGGGUCUCGUGUUGUCCCGUUUCAUGACAAGGAGGGCUUUGAAUCCACUGUUGUGGUUAGCAAUGCUACGGAAGAGAUCUAUGGGAACCAAAAGGACAAUGAGGAAUUAUCUUUGAUCCGAAAACAGCUUCUUCAAAUUGAGAACCAACAAUCCAGUCUGUUGGAUCUUCUCCAGAGGUUCAUUGGGAGCUCACAGAAUGGGAUGCGUUCUCUGGAGACCCGUGUGCAUGGAUUAGAAAUGGCAUUGGAUGAAAUUUCCCAUGACUUGGCUGUAUCAACAGGAAGGAUAUCAACUACUGACACUGCUGGAAACACAUGUUGCAUGUUACCUGGUGCAGAAUUCCUCAGCUCCAAGUUCUGGAAGAGAACAGAAGGCCGAUACUCAACUUCUAGGUUCUCUUCUGCUGGGGUCUCACCAUCGUUGGCCAUGACGAGGAACAUGAUGGAGAAAGAUGGCAAUUCUAACCCUCUUAAGAUGGAUAACAGGAAACUACGGCUCCAAGGGAACAGUGAACUUGUCAUGAAUCCAUUGGCAGAAAUUCACAGUGACUGCAGGGGGAGUGCAGGGGUUUACUCAAACCAAAUACCAAAGAAAGUGAACCAAGAUCCUGAGGGGAGGCAAACUUCCAAUUGCAGUGGAAUUGAUGGGGCUUCUCUGGUCACUGGCGUAUUGCCAGCUGAUGUGAUCUGCAGGUCAUCCGCAUAAAUGGAAUGGAUGUUGAGUUUGUCGGAGGAGUGAGGAGAGAAGACUCGGAAUUGGUCAAGGCAAAGGCCACCGUGAUGGUUACAUCAAUCAAAGAUCUCUCUUUCAGAGAAGUUGGUCUAUCUACCUUGAAGACUAGCUUGUGAAUUGUGACUCAAGAAAAAGGCCAAAAGUUCUGAAUUCAGAUGCUAGGCAGUCACCAGGUUGAUUCAUUCAAUAGUCCUAUAAAAGCAGUGCUCGGUUAAGUUGGGAAAAUCGAUGUAAUUGCAUUUGAUCCACACAUCAGAUGCCAUGUACACGGGAAACGGGGAAAGAAGUAGAAUGUACAUAGAAAGAAUAGGCUUCUUGUGGUUCUCUACCCAUCUUUCAUUCUCGAUUUCUUUAAUUGCUACAUUACGUGUCAAAGGAGUACAUGUGAGGUGGUAGUGGUAUUGAGACUGCUACCAUUAAGCAACCGUAGCAGUAUGCAAAUCAUUUACUAGCAUGCCAAAGCCAAACAUUGAUAGAA